Messenger RNA from Bipolaris victoriae FI3, 1425 nucleotides. RefSeq lists its product as hypothetical. The transcript has a single exon. NCBI's taxonomy places the organism in Eukaryota, Fungi, Ascomycota, Dothideomycetes, Pleosporales, Pleosporaceae. The record is from RefSeq and is a predicted model, not a curated record. The coding region runs from base 1 to 1425 and encodes 474 amino acids. Gene Ontology annotation, molecular function: oxidoreductase activity.
AUGCGUUCAUUCAUUUCAAUCGCCGCCGUGGCGGUGGUCACCUUUCCUUUCGUCAACGCAGUGCCCAAUCCCCAGAAGCUGGAAGCCAGCUACUAUAGCCCAGAGCAGGUCGUCGAAACCGAUGUCGUAAUCAUCGGAGCAGGUGGCGCCGGAUGUUACUCUGCCAUCCAACUCAAGGACGCCGGAAAGAGGGUUGUGGUCAUUGAAUCCAAAGACCGCGCCGGAGGGCACACAGAGACUUUCAUCGAUCCUGAGACCAACCGUCCCAUCGAUUUCGGUGUGAAGCUGUACCAUGACGAGCCUCUGGUGCAUCAGUGGUUCGCCCGCUUCGGCCUCAGCACCGCCCCGACCAGCCUUUCUCGUGCCGACGCCCAGAACAUUGACUUCAGAACGGGCCGCGUCCUACAGGGUCUACCAGCUGCCAACCAAGCAGCCAUCGGCGCUGCUAUUCAACGGUACGCCGCUGUCAUCUCACAGUGGCCUCAACUGGAUGCCGGCUUCUACCUCCCCGACCCUAUUCCAGAAGACCUGUUGCUCCCUUUUGGCCAGUUUGCUCAAAAGUACAACAUUUCUGAUGCUGUGCAAACUAUCUUCCUUCUUACCUCUGCGUUUGGUGAUCUCGCUGAGAUCCCCACCGUUCAGGUGAUCCGUACCUUCUCCCUGAGCCUUGUCAAGACUAUGCAGAACUUCCAGACCAGCUCGGUCAUGGACAACAGUCUCCUAUUCCAGAGACUCACCGACGAACUCCUGGCUGAUAAUUCUCUCCUCCUGUCCUCUACGGUAAUCAAGACAGCCCGCGUCAGCAAGACCGACGGCCGCGUCAGAGUUCUCGUCCAGACUCCCCAAGGCCUCCGUCUCGUCAUAGCCAAGAAGAUUCUCAUCACCGCUCCUCCCACUCCCGACAUCCUCGCCCCCCUCGACACCAGCGGCGACGAACUCAAACUCUUCACCCAGUUCACCUCGGUCAACUACUUCACCACCAUCGUCAAAAAUGCCUUCCCAGGCAGAUCCGUCGUAAACCUCGCCCUCGACCGCCCCUUCGCCAUCCCUCAAAUGCCCGCAAUCCUAAACAUCGAGCCUACCGCAAACCCAACCUACAACCAAAUCUUCUACGGCACAAAGUUCGGGCAGUCCAUCACCCUCGAUCAGGCCAAAGCUGCUAUCCUUGCGGAUAUCAACCGCUACCGCACUGCCAACGGGAUUACGGGACCUGAUCCUGAGAUUAUCGUUGCGUCGGCACAUAACCCCUUUAACCUCAUGGUUGGACCUGAAGCUACUCGCAACGGCUUCUACAAGAAGUUGUACGGUCUCCAGGGCAAGCGCAACACCUUUUGGGCCAGUGCUACGUUCAGGGCUCACGAUAGCUCUGCUCUCUGGGCGUAUAUCAGCCGGAGCGUCUUACCUAGUCUUCUUACUAGUUUGUAA